Chenopodium quinoa (quinoa) is the source of this 3785-nucleotide messenger RNA. RefSeq names its product receptor-like protein kinase ANXUR1. Gene Ontology annotation, molecular function: transmembrane receptor protein tyrosine kinase activity; ATP binding. The coding region runs from base 580 to 3183 and encodes 867 amino acids. The record is from RefSeq and is a predicted model, not a curated record. The transcript has a single exon. Gene Ontology annotation, biological process: protein autophosphorylation. Gene Ontology annotation, cellular component: plasmodesma; plasma membrane. NCBI's taxonomy places the organism in Eukaryota, Viridiplantae, Streptophyta, Magnoliopsida, Caryophyllales, Amaranthaceae.
UUAACGCACAAUAAUAUUAUCAAGGACUCAAGCUUCAUUCAUUUUUCCAUGAAAAACAGAGAAAGGUUUAUUCAUAUAAUAUAGAUUCCUAAAUAAAAGAAAUUGCCAACAUACAUUUUAAAAGAAAAAUCCUCCUUAAAACUCUCUUUUCCUUUCAUUUCUAACCAACAAAAGAUAUCAAAAAAGAAAUUUGCAAACAAUAAAAAUGUCCAAAGAUAGGAAAAAUGAUGAUAUACCACCUUUUUAUUAGCAAAAAUCAUCGGAGCCAACUCAUAAUCUUUUUUUUUUUUUUUCAAUUUUCUUAGUGAGAUCUUUGCUAUACUAGGUUAACAAGGGAGAGAUGGUAGAAAGAAAAUGAGAAGAAAAAAAAAAAAAAAAAAAAAAAAAAAAACAAACACCAAAAGAAAAAAAAAAAAUCUAAAUUGUUCCCACAAAUUAAGCAAAAUAAGUCACAAUUUAGAUUUCCCUUUUUGGCGUACAGGAAAAAUCAAAAUCAUAAAGAUAAAUAAAAGUUGAUUAGCCAAUUUUUCCUGUACGCCCCUCUUGUUAACAUUUGUUCCUCAAUCAAGGUGUGCAACCAUGCAUUUUGGUUGCCACUUAAAGAUUUUCAUCAUCAUUGAUGUUCUCCUCCUCUUGAACGUCACGAAACCAUCCUUUUCCGACGACUCAAACGCAGCGAUUGCCAUAGAUUGUGGAGCAACUAGUCAAGGUAAAGAUGGGGAUGGAAGGAAUUGGGAUAUAGAUACAAAGUACCUUUCUUCUCAAGGAAAUUCUCAAACAAUUAAAGCAUCUUUUCAAGAUCCUUCUCUUCCAUCUGAGAUUCCUUAUAUGACUGCUCGGGUAAGUAACUCUGAUAUGUCAUAUAAGUUUCCUAUCAAUUCAACCUCAAGAUAUUUUUUACGUCUACAUUUCUACCCAACAUCCUACAGCUCUUUCAACAUUAGCAACUCGUAUUUUUCCGUGAUUGCGGCCGAUUUUACCCUUCUAAGCAAUUUUAGCGCUGCUGUAACUGCGGAGGCCUUAACCCAGGCUUAUAUAAUUAAGGAGUAUUCUCUUGCUCCUUUGGAUGGGGUUGAUUCUUUAGAGCUCGUAUUCAAGCCAUCGAACAAGCAUGCUGGAUCAUUUACAUUUAUAAAUGGCAUAGAGUUGGUUCCUACCCCAAACCUAUUGGAUUCGGCAAAUUUGUUGGGAUUCUCUGACCAAUCUUUAGAUGGAAAGACUGCAACAACCGAGACAAUAGCAAGGUUAAAUGUAGGUGGAAACUAUAUUCCUCCCACCAAUGAUUCUGGUUUACUACGAACAUGGUACGACGACACCCCUUAUAUAUUAGGGGCUGCGGCUGGUGUUACAUCCUCGGACAAUGACACGAAAGGAGUGCACUACAAAGACAUGCCAAGAUAUAUUGCGCCAAGUGAUGUUUAUAAUACUUGGAGGUCAAUGGGGCCUGACCCAAAUAUUACUCUUAAUUACAAUUUAACAUGGUCAUUUUCCGUUGAUCCAACCUUCACAUACAUUAUAAGAUUACACUUUUGCGAGCACAUAUAUUCCAAGGUGAAUCAAAGGUCGUUCAAUAUAUUCAUUUACAACCAAACAGCAACACCUAGUGGUGCUGAUGUGAUAGCGUGGACUGGAUCGAAGGAUGUCCCCAUCUAUAAGGAUUAUGCAGUGAGUGUUCAAGAUGGAAAAGGACAACAAGAACUUUUGGUAGCUCUUCAUCCAAGGGACGGUGCAGAUAAGCCGGAAUUUUAUGAUGCCAUCCUUAAUGGGUUAGAGAUGUUUAAGGUAAAUGAUGGAAAUAAGAAUUUGGCCGGACCUAAUCCAGCCCCAUCUGAGGCAUUAGUUAAGGCUGAGAAAGAAAAAAGGGAAAAUUUUACAAAAGAUAAGCCUAACAUCAAUGUCAUUGGGGCAGCAAGUGGAGUCGCAGCUGCAUUUGGGUUAGCAACAGUUCUUGCGGUUGUGCUGUAUAAGAAGAAGAGCAAGAUGCCAAGAUUGAAAUCAGGAACAUCUAGUUGGUUGCCUAUCUAUGGUAAUUCUCAUACAUCAGGCAUGAAGUCAACAAUUGGAGGAAGUAGUGUGGCAAGUGCACAACUAUCGACUGAGGCAACUACCAAUUGUCGUCACUUCACUUUGGCAGAGAUAAGAAAAGCGACUAAAAACUUUGACGAAUCACAUGUGAUUGGGGUUGGAGGUUUUGGCAAGGUAUACAAGGGGGUGAUUGAUGGGAGCUUUAAAGUUGCCAUCAAGAAGUCAAACCCAUCAUCGGAGCAAGGAGUUCAUGAGUUUGUUACAGAGAUUGAGAUGCUUUCGAAACUUAGGCAUAAGCAUCUAGUCUCUCUUAUCGGCUACUGUGAAGAAGAUGGAGAGAUGGCUUUGGUGUAUGACUUCAUGGCACAUGGUACUUUAAGAGAGCAUUUGUACAAGGGCAAUAAGAUCAAUCUUACUUGGAAGCAAAGACUAGAGAUGUUAAUAGGCGCCGCUAAAGGUUUGCAUUAUCUUCACACUGGAGCAAAAUACACCAUCAUUCAUAGAGAUGUCAAGACAACUAACAUCUUAUUGGAUGAGAACUGGGUAGCCAAGAUUUCAGAUUUUGGGUUAUCAAAAACAGGCCCUGAAACAAACCAAAACCAUGUAAGUACAGUGGUGAAAGGUAGUUUUGGAUACUUAGACCCAGAAUACUUCAGAAGACAACAACUAACAGAAAAAUCAGAUGUAUACUCAUUUGGAGUUGUGCUUUUCGAGAUUUUGUGUGCCCGCCCUGCUCUUAACCCAAGCCUUCCAAAAGAGCAAGUUAGUUUGGCAGAUUGGGCACGAAGCUCGGUUAGAAAAGGAAACAUAGAUGAAAUCAUUGAUCCUCACAUUAAGGGAACGAUUAAACCCGAAUGCUUAAAGAAAUUUGUAGACACAGCUUUUAAGUGUCUAUCUGAUCAUGGCAUUGAUCGCCCUUCAAUGAGUGACUUACUAUGGAAUCUCGAAUUUUCUCUUCAGCUUCAAGAAAGUGGUGACGCUUCUAAAGCUACUUCAAAUAACGUGAGAAACAACCAAAAUGAUAACAUAAACAUGCACUUGAACACUCUAAAUUUAGAGGAGGAUGAUCAAUUUUCGGCCGCAACAUCAUCAUCAUCUAAUGAGCAAAACUCAAGCACUGCAAUCUUUUCACAAAUUGUCCACCAAACAGGUCGAUGAGCUACUACAAUACGACUAUAUCUUCUAUUAGAGACAUUCAUGAGAAUCAUUGGAACUAUUUACGCUUGAGAUAAUGUCAAUUUAUAAAUAUGUUUUUUUUCACAGGGAGUGAUUAUUAGUCACGCACGUUUCUUUAUAUUUUUUGAGUUUUUUAAAUUCUUCAAAUUAGUUUUUUUUCCUUUUUUUUUUUUUUUUUGACUUUGUAUUUAUCAUCUAUUUACGAUUAAAAAGAAUGACAUUAUUUUCAUCAAUUGAUAUGAUUUUUUGUUUGUAAUGGCACAUGAUAAUGAUUAUUAUCGAUAGAUAAAUAAAAUAUUGUAAUUGAACCUUACAUUACUGACCUUUUCCUCUCAUCUUCCACAAACACUUUCACUGCAUAGAGAUACACAUUUAUGGAACUGAGCCUCUCUACUACAUUUGUCAUCCCAACUCAAGUAGUCUCUUUACAUUCUCAAUCAGAAAUUCAAACUCGAUCCUCGCUUCACACGCUGGAUUACCUUUCAAUCUCCAUAACCAUUAAGUCCUAAUUUUUUAUUGAUCUUCAUCACAAAACUAAAUGCAGAAAUAAUACAUCAAAUGAAAGUUAGCUAUCAUUCUUAACU